AUGAAUAAAGGAGAUCCAAGAAGACCUGCAACCGCUAUCUUUGAAAUGAGACCACCUCUCUCACAACAAGAGAAAGAUGCUCAGAAUCUAGAUUAUUGGUCAAUGUUAUGUUUUGCAUUUGCAUUCAUCGGUAUUUUCGCAAGAUAUAAGAUUGCACUUUGGAUUUCGGUUGUUUGUUGUAUUGCAUCGUUGGCAAAUAUGAAGUCUGCAGAUGGUGGAUUAAGAGCAAUGACUUCAUCGGUAUCAAUGAGUUUCCUUGGUUUAGCAAUGGCUUAUUUCUCACCAAAUUCUCAUCUCUAUAAUUAA
Molecule: messenger RNA, 306 nt
Organism: Heterostelium album PN500
Lineage: Eukaryota; Evosea; Eumycetozoa; Acytosteliales; Acytosteliaceae
Product: UPF0139 membrane protein
Exons: 2
Coding region: 1-306 (101 amino acids)
Biological process (GO): protein insertion into ER membrane
Cellular component (GO): endoplasmic reticulum membrane
Molecular function (GO): protein folding chaperone
Source: RefSeq, a predicted model, not a curated record